This is a messenger RNA of Adineta steineri, 1106 nucleotides long. The record is from the annotation of a GenBank genome assembly. NCBI's taxonomy places the organism in Eukaryota, Metazoa, Rotifera, Eurotatoria, Adinetida, Adinetidae.
UAAUUGUUGUCAUCAAACAACCAACAGUCGAUAUCUAUUUGAAACUUCAAGCUCAAUAUCCAGAAACACUUACUUGUCCAUGCUCAUCGAUUUCUAUCGAGUAUAAACAAUUUAUUUCAUUUCAACCAACGUUUCAUCAAAUAUGUUCGAGUGAUUUUGUAACAACCAAUUGGAUAGAUUCUUUUGUAACACGUGUUACUUUGGUUAGAUAUGAUAUUCGCAGUAUAGGCUCGAUUUAUUUUACAACACUAUCAAAAUUCUGUAAUCUAUCACUCGAAACAAUUAAUAAUGCGUUACUCAGUUUUAAUUCAACUAAAUAUACGACAAGAAAUGUUCAACAACUUGAUCUUUUUCAAUCUCAAACAGAAAAAAUUAUCGAUGAUCUAGAAAAAUCUACUACCAAUUCGUUUCUGCAAUUAUUAUCGAUAUAUAAACAUACUUUCAUCGAUAAUGCACUUUUUUCAGGAUAUUUAUCCAGUUAUCGUUAUACUACUAUCACUGACAAUUCAUCAAAUUCAUUAAACCAAGUUUUCUUUCCUGCCGUUUAUAGUCCUGAUGAAAAUGAUAGUGGUAUCCGUUGUUCCUGUAAAACAUCUCCAUUGACAUGCGGUCAAUCCACAGGUAUUUAUGAAGCAUCAGGAAAUGAUAAUUUUCUUAUAUUUAUUGUACCUGGUAUUCGUGUCAGUUGUUUUCUGACAGACUCGCUAUUGCAAUCAACAUUGGAGUGUUUCUUUGAUCAACAGUGUUUCGAUAAAGUGCAGAAUUUUACAGUCUCAACUUCGCGAUUUCCAUUCACUACGACAGCUUUGAAAUACAAUUCGACAAACACACAAUACAACACAAAUACUAGCAUUGGAGAUAUUGUGGAUAAUUUAAUGAUUGAACAAUGGAACAAUAAAACAUCUUUUACAUCUUAUUUUGAGCAGUGUAAUUCACAAUCAUGUACGUAUAGUUACACAAGACAGGGUGACCUUCGUUAUAUACUCACAACAAUUAUUGGAUUGAUUGCUGGAUUGAUAACUAUAUUACGAGUUCUUAUACCACCAAUUGUUUCUUUUGCUAGACGAAAAAAGAAACCACUUAUAUCGCCCAUUAAGAGUAAGUGA